Messenger RNA from Euleptes europaea (tarantolino), 1017 nucleotides. RefSeq names its product caspase 7 (gene CASP7). Lineage: Eukaryota; Metazoa; Chordata; Lepidosauria; Squamata; Sphaerodactylidae. The transcript has 6 exons. Gene Ontology annotation, biological process: proteolysis; apoptotic process. The coding region runs from base 76 to 933 and encodes 285 amino acids. Gene Ontology annotation, cellular component: cytoplasm. The record is from RefSeq and is a predicted model, not a curated record.
UAAGCAUGGUGGGAUGCCGGCAUUGUUAGAGAAGAUUAAACCUAUUUCUCAGCCCAAGGUGACGGUAUUUUUCAGAUGCAGAGUGGUAUACCACUUGAUGAAGAGCCAAGCAAAAAAAAGAAUGGAGACGAACAACAGUCAGAUCCAGAGGCCUCUUUCGGUAACCACUACCGAAUUGUUAGCCCAACAUUUCGGUAUAGUAUGGACUACAAGAAAGUUGGUAAAUGCAUUAUUAUAAACAACAAGAAUUUUGAAGCCUAUACAGGCAUGGGUAGACGAAAUGGCACCGAUAAAGAUGCUGGCGAUUUGCAAAAAUGCUUUCGAAAUAUAGGAUUUGAUGUUGUUGUCCAUAAUGAUCAAAACUGUGAAGAAAUGGAGGAAUUGCUUAAACAAGCUGCACUUGAAAACCACAGCGAUGCUGCUUGUUUUGCCUGCAUAUUUUUAAGCCAUGGAGAGGAGGGUCUCAUCUAUGGCACAGAUGGAUCUAUGCCAAUCAAGAAAUUGACUUCAAUUUUUAGAGGAGACAAGUGCCUAACCCUUGUUGGAAAACCUAAGCUAUUUUUCAUUCAGGCAUGUCGAGGUUCUGAAUUCGAUGAUGGUAUACAGACAGACUCAGGUCCUUCAAAUGACAAUCUGGAAACGGAUGCCAAUCCCAGUUACAGGAUUCCAGUUGAAGCAGAUUUUUUGUUUGCAUAUUCCACUGUGCCAGGUUAUUUUUCCUGGAGAAAUCCAGGGAAAGGCUCCUGGUUUGUGCAGUCUCUUUGCUCAGUACUGAGCAAGCAUGCGAAACAGCUGGAGAUCCUCCAGAUUCUCACCAUGGUUAACUACAAGGUAGCUACAAGCUAUGAAUCGCAGUCUGAUGACCCUCGCUUCAGUGAGAAGAAACAAGUUCCUUGUGUGGUCUCCAUGCUAACUAAAGAACUUUAUUUCUGAAAUCACAUCUCAAGCACCAGUUAUCAGUAGCGGUUCCCAAAAAUCAACUCAAGCUCUGGAACCAACCAGAUGUCAUUUUUUCAA